Messenger RNA from Bipolaris oryzae ATCC 44560, 180 nucleotides. RefSeq lists its product as uncharacterized. The coding region runs from base 1 to 180 and encodes 59 amino acids. The transcript has a single exon. The record is from RefSeq and is a predicted model, not a curated record. Gene Ontology annotation, cellular component: anaphase-promoting complex. Gene Ontology annotation, biological process: anaphase-promoting complex-dependent catabolic process. Lineage: Eukaryota; Fungi; Ascomycota; Dothideomycetes; Pleosporales; Pleosporaceae.
AUGCUCCGCCGCACCCCCACGACAAUCACGCUCACGCAAAACGACAUUGAGCAGUGGGAAGCGGUGCGCCAGCGCAAGUUGUACGAGGCCAAGCAGCAACAGGCGGAGCAGGAGCAGCAGGCUGCGAGUCGGGAGGAGGCCAAGGCGAGGAGUAAGAAGGAUAGGAUUAUGGGGGCUUGA